GACUAAUAUAACAUAGAAAAUAUUUGCAUUUUUUCAGACUUUGCACAUAUACCGCUUCUUUAACGUGCAGAUGUAAAACGACAAUGAUGAAGGAAAACUCGGAUCUCGCUCACGUUCUCGUUUUAUCCAGUAAACCGGUUCGUUUUCUUUUCUUCUGAAAGUCCUAACCGGAAAUUACUUGAAAAGCGACCGGAAUCUCUUCCUGGUCGAUGUGGACAGAAAGAAGAAAUUCAGGGUGAGGUCUGUUGUUGUAGUUGCGAUAAUAAUGGGGAGAAUUACUGACGAUAUGUCGGGAGAGGCCCGUGGUUUAUGCAGGACUGCGUUGUGCGGCGUAUGAAGCCCACUUUCAUUAUGCUUGAACAGAUGUGCAGCGCUGCAUUCUCCAUGGACACUGUGUUAGCCGCUAACGCUACAGACUAGUGCACCUGUGACCGGCUUCUUUGUGUCAUUUCAAUCUGCGGUUAUUUUCCCCAUUGACUGUUAGUUAACUCAGCUUAUUAAGGUGAACUUUAGGAGGUUUUUUGCAAUCAUCCAGGGCGGCAAGCCCCAGUCACUGGUAUCCGACGUGCUGUGCAAGGUUGACGAAGAAGUCCGUCUCCAGAAAUGCGUGGUGUUCGCUCAGUUUGCCCCUGGCUGGAUGUUUAUAGAUCCACAUAGUCCCAGAAUAGUUCCGAAAGUCAGCGAUGGCGUCAUCCAAAGCAAAGGUCGGAGUCAACAGUGAGACAAACGCCCUUAAAGACAGUAAAAGCAACGCGAGCAGCUCAGCUGAGGACGCCUCACCACAUAACCGCACAUAUUGCCUUGAUGACCUGGAGACUGUCGCCACAGUCGGCACGGGGACUUUUGGACGGGUCUUCCUGGUCAAGGACAAAAAGAGCAGGGCCUUCUUUGCCCUGAAGCAGAUGAAGAUCCCUGACGUGAUCCGACUGAAGCAGGAGCAGCACGUCCACAACGAGAAGGAGGUGCUGAGCGAGGUCAACCACUCCUUUCUCAUCAGACUGUUCUGGACUCACCACGAUGAACGUUUUCUCUAUAUGCUCAUGGACUACGUGCCGGGCGGCGAGCUCUUCAGCUACUUACGGAGCCGUGGGCGCUUCAGCAACGCCACGGGCCUUUUCUAUACCUCUGAGAUCGUUUGUGCCAUUGAGUACCUCCACUCCAAAGAAAUUGUGUAUCGAGACCUGAAGCCUGAGAACAUCUUGCUGGACAGCGAAGGACACAUCCGUCUGACCGACUUUGGCUUUGCCAAGAAGCUCACGGACAGGACCUGGACUCUGUGUGGGACUCCUGAGUAUCUGGCCCCUGAAGUCAUCCAAAGCAAAGGUCACGGCCGGGCAGUGGACUGGUGGGCUCUGGGCAUCCUCAUCUUUGAAAUGCUGGCUGGGUAUCCACCUUUCUUUGAUGACAAUCCAUUUGGAAUCUAUCAGAAGAUUCUGGCUGCAAAACUGGAAUUCCCACGUCAUCUGGAUUUCUAUGUCAAAGACCUCAUAAAGAAGUUUCUUGUGAUUGACCGAGCCAGACGGCUAGGCAACAUGAAGAAUGGAGCCGACGACGUGAAAAAGCACCGAUGGUUUAAAACUAUUGACUGGGAGGCCGUUCCUCUGAGGAAACUAAAGCCUCCUAUAGUUCCUAAGGUUUCCCAUGAGGGCGACACCUCCAACUUUGAUGUUUACCCAGAGGACGACUGGAAAAAAGACCCCCCCGUGGCCGAGAAAGACUUGGAGGUCUUCAAAAACUUCUGAUCCCUCAGCCGUGUCUAUUUAUUAAUCAAUUGAUUUAUGUGGAUAACUAACAACACACAUUGUAAAACUACUAUUGCAGGUACUCUGUUGGAGAAAACACUUAUUUAUCAAAUUGGGGGAUUUGCAUCUUAUCUGUAAUAAUGAACUUCCAAAGGACAGAUGCUGUGACGUGUAUGUAUGAAACUAAAGACAUGGUUAGCUUUUUAUACUUUUAUUUAUCUGCUACUUUGAGUUUAUUUUAUUUUUUGUUUUUAUUCUCUGAGCCAUUCAUAUGCAAAAAUAUCUGGUUCAUCUGAAACCAAAAGACUGUUACUUUCUGGGUAUAAAACAGAAAAAAAAUCAGGUCCUUUUAUAUAGUCGUGUUUUAUAGUUUCUCUCUUUUUAAAAUGUUCAUGUAGUCAUGUUCAAUGUGACUGCAGACUGGUACUGUAACAGUCUUCUGAUCAGCAGUCAUUAAUGACUUAUUCUAUAUGUAGUCAGACACUUGGACAGGAAACCAGUAGCACUUGUAAAGAAAGUGCCUUACAUCACUGUUUGAUGUCUCGCAGCUACACAUUUGAAUUCUGUGCUGUCAAUGGAGUUCAAAGUAUAGUGGACGUGGAACGUGAGGUGCUGUUGGAGACAACAUACCACUGAACUGUUGUCACAUCUAAUAAUGUAAAGCUGUGUAACAUCUCUGCGUUAGGUCUCCACAGCCCAAGGUUUUUGCCAUGACUGUAGAGCCACAGCUGCUCUGCAGGCGCUUUGCUGCACCUCACUCAUUUUCAUUCUUGUUGUCGUAUUUUGUUUAAAGCCAAGGAUGUUAUGUAAGAGCCUCAUUUAGUGCAUCACAGUACAGAGUGAAUGUGCAGUUGUUAGGGAUACGAAUCUAAAUUCUCUAGAAGAACCAGUUCCCAGUUAUAGUUAGUCUGCCUGCCCAUCAACCCUGCUUAUCCCCUUGCAUUUGCACUACAGUCAGCCGAUUUCAGUUCAUGCGCCGAUGAGGUGGCACAGUUAUCUUUAUUGCACAAAACCGUGAGAGUGCAGUGGUACAAAGGAAAGUGUGUCAGGACAGAAACAGCUGUUAAUGAUGUCGCUAACACAACAGCUCUUUGGAGGCGCUUACACAGACAGCACAGCGUGCUAACGCUAAGCUAGCCAAGAACCCAGAGUUAAAUGAAAGCAUCGUGAAUCUGACGCCAGCCCAGCGGUCAGAGCCUGAACAUUGACCGGCAUCGAAGCCAGCGAUGAAGCCUUCAUCUCUACCUGUUCAUGUUUCUAAAGUAGAGGCACCGUGGCGAUCGCUUAAAGUCUGUGCUGGUUUUCAUCUUUGCUUCGUGUUCAUACCUAAAUACUAAGACAAGGAUCACAUGCGUGUCCUCGUCAGGACAGGGAUUUGUGUCGGUGUGUGCUGGGACUGUAGCCUCAUGUUAUUAAAUGCUUAUAAGAUGAUAGUUUCAGGUCACAAAGGACUUUCUCCUGGGAACAGUAAACUAAAGCACUUCAUUGCUUUUAAGAACGGUGUUCUGACUAAUAUAUUUUUGAGUAAUGACCCCAGCACUGAUCGCACAGCAUGCAAUUACUCUGAACGACUAUAAUGUUGUUGAUGUGCUGCUUAGUGAAGGUGAUGACUCUAAAAGCGGAGCCAGUGAAAAUCAAUCGGUGAUAUUGAUCUUAUCAGUUCCCAUUCUUAGCAUUCGUACAGUCAGUAUUCAUUAGCAUUUCUGUGAACUGUUGCUUGCUGAAUAUCACAACCAUAUCAACCUUCCAAAAUAAACCUUGUUUAUCACGGG
Messenger RNA from Maylandia zebra (zebra mbuna), 3514 nucleotides. It is a transcript of the gene prkx, whose product is annotated as protein kinase X-linked. The record is from RefSeq and is a predicted model, not a curated record. Gene Ontology annotation, cellular component: cytosol; cAMP-dependent protein kinase complex. Gene Ontology annotation, biological process: protein phosphorylation. Lineage: Eukaryota; Metazoa; Chordata; Actinopteri; Cichliformes; Cichlidae. Gene Ontology annotation, molecular function: ATP binding; cAMP-dependent protein kinase activity.